UGACAUCCGCAGGUGCUGAAAUAACAAUCACUGCCCACAUGUCCUCAUAGGCAAAUUCUGAACAAGGAGUCUUAACAAGGCUUUAAAACGUACUUUCUGGAGGAGUCUUAGAACAUUAUGGCCCGUCUAGAGCAGGCAGAAUCUCAUCUGGCUGAGAUGGAGCUACUCCUCAGCAUGUACCCUGGUGAAGACGAGCUGGAGAUUACUGACCAACUAGCUGUGGCUGAGCUCAGGGAGUAUGUGGCGGGAGCGACAGAUACCUAUCCUCCCUCCAGACCACACAUCGUCAUCAAACAGAAGAUGGACACUGACACUGUGAAGGGGGUAGGCUAAAAACAAAACACAGAACAUGAGAAUCAUUCUACAUUCACUUGGCAUGACUGACUCACUCAGCUGAGACCAUAUAGGUCAGGGGUGUUCAACUAUUACCCUACAAGUCCCGGAGCCUGCUGGUGUUCUGUUCUACCUGAUAAUUAAUUGCACCACACUUGGUGUUCCGGGUCUAAAAUCAGUCCCUGAUUAGAGGGGAACAAUAAAAACAAAUGCAGUGGAACUGACUUGGAGGUCCAGAGUUGAGUUUGAGGACUACAGGGUCUAUAAAACACAGAACCUGACAAUCAUUCUAUUCUACAUUCACUGAGUGUCACACAGUAGCUACGGAUAUCUAUUGACUCGGAUCAGCUUACAAAUAUUUACAGCAUUACAUAUUUAUUAAUUUACACAUGAUUUCCCUUCCUUUGUACUCUUCCUCUCAGGUGAACGUGACCAUAUCUUGCACCUACUCAUCAGACUACCCUAAUGUCUUACCUGAAAUAGCUGUAAGGUAAGCCAGUUCUUUAACCCUAUUGCCCUAAUAUAAUUGUCCUAAGGGCACAAAUGAAGUUUUUGAAUUAAAUUGAGUUCUCCUCCCCCCAGGUGUCCUGACCUUAGCCGAUCCCAGCAGGCUCAGCUUCACUCAGACAUGAACGCCUACCUGUCAGAGAGCUGCCAAGGAGAUGUAUGCAUCCUCUCUGCCGUCGAGUGGAUCAAAGACAACCUGCACCUGUACCUGACUGACAAGAGCACAUCAUCAUCAACAGCAGCCCCAGGCAAGAAAGAGUCUCGGUCUACCUUCUCUUUUCCGCAGCCCAAAGGUAUCUUUUUACCUGUUUUUAUUUAUUGUACGACAUAAUUUUACGUACCAAGAAGUUCCAAUAAACCUAACCCUUAGCACUUUGUGGUUUUGACAAAUAAAUAACUAAAAUGUAUGUAUUAUUGUAUUAUUAUUAUUAUUAUUAUUAUUAUAGAGCAGUUCAGUCGCCUAUGGAUCUACAGCCACCACAUCUAUAACAAGAGGAAGAGGAAGAACAUUCUGGAGUGGUCCAAGGAGUUGGGUCUGUCAGGGUUCAGUAUGCCUGGCAAGCCUGGGAUCGUCUGUGUGGAAGGCCCUCAUUCGGCCUGCGAAGACUUCUGGGCCAGGUAGGGGUUAUACAUGUGUUAUGUGUUGUACAUGUGUUGUUGUUUUUUUUGGGGGGGGGGGCGGGGCUGUCCAUCCAUUCCACCUUAACAUAUAUAUAUAUAUAUUUUUUUUACAAACAUAAAAUGGCUCCAUAGGAAUACCAUUAACUGUAAGGUAAAUAGCAUCAGACUGCAAUAUUAGCGUAGCACCACGAGUGCUGUAGUACUCUAAAUCUUUUAUAACACUCUCCUCUGUUUGUGUUUUACAGGGUGAAGGUUCUGACCUGGAAGAAGAUCAUGAUUCGCCACAGGGAGGAUGUUCCUCUGGACAGUCAGAGUGCUGAGGGCAGCAUGGCGGACAACGUGGAUUCCCUCCGUAGGUUCACAGGGUUCGAGGAGGCCAUGUUUGAUCCACACGGGAACAGAGGAAACCAUAUGGACCUGGGCCAGCUCUACACGUACCUCAACGAGAGAGGAUGUGGAGACGUCUUUCAGCUUUACUUUGGAAUUGAAGGAAGGUAGUAUAGCUGAUAGGAUAGAGUUUUAGAACUAAAUUAGCCUGGUCCCAGAACUGUUGGUUGUUCUCAAAUGAACGCUGUACCCAAAUGAACCAAUGGCAGGAAUCAAAGCAUAUUGCGCAUUAGAUGAGGUAUUCUCAGUAUGGAUGAGCCUAGGAUGCUGUUAUUUGUUACUUUAUUCAUUUCUACUAAACAGUACGUUCGAAGUAGUAUGAUUAGUACACAUUAUGUUGUUUCAGUAAGUAGUAGACAAUAUAGAAUUUGGACAUGGCCAUUGUCUAUGGGGGUUAUUUUUGAAUGUUAAAGAAAUCUGCUUUACACCCGAAUACCAAAAUAAUCAACAGAUUGAGCUCAAUAUGCCAACUACAGACCAUUUGUAUUAUUGAAUACAGACACACGAUCCACAAAGUCCUUACGUACGGAACACAGUUGCUUCCCUGCAGAAUCCCUCUGACUGUUCUCAGCCUGACGCUUUACGAACCAACGUAGCAACUGGGAGUCGGGGACAACAGACGUUAUCACCUGUGUAUACAGUUAUGGACAGUGUUUAGGAGAGGGGUGCAGCUGGUCCCGUCUGCAACCCUUUUAACACCAUAGCUAAUCCACACAGAUGAGCUCACAGUAAGGUGGGGAAGGUGGUUUGUGUGGGUUUACUUGAACCCCUUCUCAAAUACAGGCCUUGAAGUCUGAAAACCCCUUCCCCUCUAAACACAGUUAGAUUCAGAACUGUGACACCAGUUAGGGGGAAUCCCUAACUACCAGGGAGAAAAGAAAACCACCAGUGCUGUGGAUAGCGUCGCUCAGACUUGGGUUUCCACACCUCUUCUCCAUCAGCCCCUCCGCUCCAGAUCCCUUGUAUCUGCGUCCAGGAUGGGAUGGUAGUUUGGACCAUACUGGCAGUCAAAUGAAACACGCUGAAACGCAAAGUGAGAGUGGUUUGCAGAUUCUUCACACGUGUGAUCAAACUUUAUUUUAUACGUUUUAAUACAUCAAUGCAUUCUACAAGCAAAAUACAAAACAUAAAACAAAAUAAUGUCAAAUAUAUCAAACUAUAAAUAAAUAUGAAUAGGUUAGAAACCCCAGUGGUGCUCGGAUAGAGAAUACUGUACUAUGAGUGGUUCGGCAGUCCGGGAGACGAGUAACCUUGCCUGAGAACUGAAAACGUACGUUAGCUUCCUGAGCCAAUGUCUUGGCUUUAGCACAGCAGGCUAUCAUGGUCUUGUGGUUCAAACCCAGUCGGUCAAUUAAAAAGGACCUAGCUGGAGAAACUGUGUCAUUCUUGGAAAAACAAGGGUGGUAAUAAUGGUGAAUAAAGUGUAUUAACACCCUUACUGGGGUGCAUGGAACAUGUCUAUGCACCUCACAGCUCGAGUGACACCUCCAACAAAGUGUACACUCACUAACUAAGUCGCUCUAAAUGACUAAACUGUAAAUGUAAAAUGUACAUCAAGU
Molecule: messenger RNA, 3407 nt
Organism: Coregonus sp. 'balchen'
Lineage: Eukaryota; Metazoa; Chordata; Actinopteri; Salmoniformes; Salmonidae
Source: the annotation of a GenBank genome assembly